GGGGAGAGAAUGUAAGCAAACCUGAGCAAACAGUGAGCUCUGCAGCUGGCAAAGAAGAAAGCACAGAGGAUGAAUGAACCAUACCGUGAAGAGGUCGAGGAUUUCUAUACAUCUGACCUCAAGAAACACGCAGGGCAGAAAGCGAAUGCUUGGCCAUGCGCAGCUAGGAGCCGCAGCAGCUCUGGAGUUUCCUUUUCUUGCCCGCAUGUCUUUCUUUGCCUGUCCUUGUUAUGCCAGACAGGCAAUCUGCUGGGGCAUCCUCAGUGCCUGGAUUAUGGGCCACCUUUCCAGCCCCCUUUUCACUUGGAGUUUUGCACUGCCUAUGAAAACUUUGGCUGCUGUGAUCAGGAGAAAGACAACAGUAUUGCUGCAAAAUACUGGGAGAUCAUGGAUUAUAUUGAUCCCCAGGGGCAUAAGCUGUGCGGAAGGUAUAUCAAAGACAUCCUAUGCCAGGAAUGUUCUCCAUAUGCUGCACAUCUCUAUGAUGCAGAAAACCCUCAGACGCCUCUUCGAAACCUCCCAGGACUUUGCUUUGACUACUGCUCUGAGUUCCACUUCAACUGCUACUCUGCUAUCAGCCUGUUGACCGGUGACAAACACAUCCAGGAGUGCUGCGAGACGAACAAGACGCGCUUCUGUAACCUCCUUAACCUCCACGAUAAGGACUAUUGCUUCCCCAAUGUGCUGAAGAACACGGACCUCAACCGCAACCUGGGCUCGGUGGUGGAGGACCGCAAGGGCUGCCUCCAGCUGUGCCUCACGGAAGUGGCCAACGGGCUGAGGAACCCGGUCCUGAUGGCCCAUGCGAACGACCAUACCCACCGCAUGUUCGUAGCGGAGCAAGUGGGGGUGAUCUGGGUCUACCUACCUGACGGCAGUCGGCUGGAGGAGCCCUUUCUGGACAUUAAAACUAUAGUGUUGGCUACGCCGUGGGUAGGGGAUGAGAGGGGCUUUCUGGGGCUGGCUUUCCACCCCAAGUACAAGGAGAAUGGGAAGUUUUACAUCUAUUACUCUUACAUGGAUAAGAAGCGAGUGGAAAAGAUCAGAAUCAGUGAACUGAAAGUUUCGGCAUCUGAUAUCAACAAAGCUGACCCACACUCAGAAAGGAAUCUCCUGGAGCUUGAAGAACCAGCUGCUAACCAUAAUGGUGGCCAGCUACUCUUUGGUGUGGAUGGCUAUAUGUACAUAUUCACAGGGGAUGGAGGGAAAGCUGGCGACCCUUUUGGAAAAUUUGGAAAUGCUCAGAACAAGAGUGCCUUGCUGGGGAAAGUCUUGAGAAUUGAUGUGGAUGGAAAAAGCACCACUGGGAAGCCGUAUCGCAUCCCCCCGGAUAAUCCCUUCGUGUCUGAUGCCAAGGCCCGCCCUGAGGUUUAUGCCUAUGGGGUCAGGAAUAUGUGGCGCUGCGCAGUUGACAGAGGGGACCCUGUCACAAGAAAGGGAAGAGGAAGACUCUUCUGUGGGGAUGUCGGUCAGAACAGGUUUGAAGAAAUAGACAUCAUCGUGAAGGGGGGAAACUACGGCUGGAGAGCAAAGGAGGGGUUUCAAUGCUACGACACAAAGCUUUGCCAUAAUUCCUCUCUGGAUGACAUUCUUCCAAUAUUUGCAUACGGUCGCAACGUGGGGAAGUCGGUCACUGGCGGUUACGUGUACAGAGGAUGUGAAUCGCCCAACCUGAACGGCCUCUAUAUUUUUGGUGACUUCAUGAAUGGUCGACUUAUGGCUUUACAGGAAGAUGAGAAGACAAAUAAAUGGAAGAAGCAAGAUAUCUGCAUUGGUAACACCAAAGCUUGUGCUUUCCCUGGAAUGAUCAGUUCUUAUAGCAAAUUUAUCAUCUCCUUUGCUGAGGAUGAAGCAGGUGAGCUGUAUUUUAUGUCUACUUCCUAUCCCAGUGCCUAUGCGCCACAUGGAUCUCUCUACAAGUUUGUUGAUCCUGCAAGGAGAGCUCCACCAGGGAAGUGUAAAUUGAAGCCUAUUCCAGUGAAAACGAAGAGUAAGCGUAUUCCCUUCGCUCCACGGGCAAAGACCAUCCUUGAGCUGCUUAAUGAACCUCCAACCACCCAGCCUCCUGGAAAAUCCUCUUCUGCUGGAGUCACCCGAACAAGUUCUUCUAAGAAAGCUAAGACCACCCCACCCAGCAAAAUGAAAGCAUCCACGUUGAAGCCAACUUCAGCUGGUAAAAAGACCCAAAAAAUCAAAGCCAAGGCUAAGCACAGGCCAAAGCAGAAGGUGAAGGUUACAAAGGUUUCCAAACCUACACCAGCACCAUCCUCAACAAAAAAGAACCCCCGCAUAACCAGAACCAAGAAGCUUCCCCACAGAAAGGAGCAGUAAGUAAGGAGAAACUGGUGGAGAAAAGAAUAGAUUAAGAAAUGGCUUUUGAAGCUGAGCGAGAUACCCCAAAAGCAAGUCAUUUAGAAGAUGGUGACUGAUUUGGUAGGUAGAAAGAAUACUUUCACUAGAGAUCAAAUUAAAAAACACCAGUAUCAGUAGGUUU
Molecule: messenger RNA, 2494 nt
Organism: Tinamus guttatus (white-throated tinamou)
Lineage: Eukaryota; Metazoa; Chordata; Aves; Tinamiformes; Tinamidae
Gene: HHIPL2
Product: HHIP like 2
Source: RefSeq, a predicted model, not a curated record